CCCAGUCAGUGACCCCCUUAUCACCUCAAAAUAAGUCAUUCGGUGUUCAGCAUUGGUCAAAAUGCUUAGAGAAGUAAAACCAAAAAAUGCGCGCACAGCGCGCAUCUUGAAGGCCAAAGAACCUCAGCUCAUUGAACCCCCCAAGCGCACGCUAUUGUUGCAUGGCUCCAAAUGCCCGCAAGCACUACACACUGUUUUGAAGACCUUUCACUCCCUGACAAGGCCCAACUCAGUCCUAUUUCACAAGAAGAACGAGAAUAUCCACCCGUUUGAGAGCGUGGAAAGUCUUGAAUUUUUGGCCAACAAAAACGAAUGUGGUCUUGUGGUAUUCGGUAGCAGCAACAAAAAGCGACCCAACUGCGUCACUUUGGCACGUGUAUUCGAUUCCAAGAUCCUUGACAUGUGCGAGUUGAUGCUACUGCCGCACCCUGAUGCGGAUCAACACACUGAUCUGGCUAUGCACAUCGGCAUCGGAUUGCGGCCCAUGAUCCUCUUCUCAGGCAGCGCUUGGGACGACUCGACCUCAGUGGCACACGUUAUGCUGAAGAGCAUGUUCCUGGACCUGUUCAAGGGUGAGACAAAUGAUAAGAUUGAUGUGGAAGGGUUGCAAUAUAUUUUGAUGAUUGGUGCCGAGGAAUCCACUGAAGGGUUGGCCCCUGUUGUCCAUCUGCGGUGGUACAAGCUUCGCACUAAGCGCAGUGGUCACAAGCUUCCUCGGGUGGAGCUAGAUGAGAUUGGACCUAAGUUUGACUUCAAGAUCGGACGUCUACAGGAGGCUCCUCGGGACGCGAUGAAGGAGGCUAUGAAGCAGGGCAAGAGACCCAACGAGGAGAUCAAGAUGAAGAAGAACAUCAGCAUGGACUCAAUCGGUGAUAAGAUCGGUCGCGUCCACUUGGGCAAGCAGGAUCUCAGCGGCUUGCAAACCCGGAAGAUGAAGGGAUUGAAGCGCCGCGCAGGGGUGGAGUCGGAUGAGGAUGACGAGGAUCAGGACAUGAUAGACGUGAGCGAGAUCUCGGAGGAUGAAGGACGCAAGCGAACCAAAACGGCAUGAAGGUCUUGUUGAAAUGCAUUGUAUUGCGAAUUGAUUUAUUCGACUUACUAUAUCUAUCUAACCUUGCGCACGAGGCGUUUCUGGGGGGGGUUCGGUUUUCACUCUGGCCAUGGUCCAGCACCUACCUCAUAUUUGAACCUGUUCGAUACGUGCUUAUUUCAUAUAAACUCGCAAAUGAAAAAAGUAUUAUCAGC
Molecule: messenger RNA, 1245 nt
Organism: Aspergillus saccharolyticus JOP 1030-1
Lineage: Eukaryota; Fungi; Ascomycota; Eurotiomycetes; Eurotiales; Aspergillaceae
Product: rRNA-binding ribosome biosynthesis protein RPF2
Exons: 2
Coding region: 62-1051 (329 amino acids)
Biological process (GO): ribosomal large subunit assembly; maturation of LSU-rRNA from tricistronic rRNA transcript (SSU-rRNA, 5.8S rRNA, LSU-rRNA)
Cellular component (GO): nucleolus
Molecular function (GO): rRNA binding
Source: RefSeq, a predicted model, not a curated record